Daldinia vernicosa is the source of this 617-nucleotide messenger RNA. RefSeq lists its product as uncharacterized. The annotation marks the transcript as partial. The record is from RefSeq and is a predicted model, not a curated record. The transcript has a single exon. Lineage: Eukaryota; Fungi; Ascomycota; Sordariomycetes; Xylariales; Hypoxylaceae.
CAGCGAACUGCGACGCAUCAGCAUUGAUCGACCUCAAGACUCCGCCAGAUACUCCAAGCGUAUUAGCUCAAUUCGGCAACCCGAACUACCACGAUAAUCUAUUCAGCCACAGCAAACGUAGUCUAAAGGACGAGAAAGGUAGAUAUCCACCUCCGUAACGUACACACCCGGCACCAUACGCAACCAACAAAUUACUACACACUAUUCAAUUUAUAUUCAACCUAUAUUCCAAACGGCCUCUAUAACUUCAGUAGCAAUGGCCCCAUCUACCCCUGCCGGCGUCCUCAAGGACAUGUAUAGCCCAACUCGUAUGGAACCCUUGGAUUCGGACGGCAACCCAAUUUUCCCACGAAGAGCCAUACAACCGAUUGCAUUCUUGUCGAGAACAUUGUUAGCAGCCGAACAGCUAUAUUGGCCCACAGAGACGGAAGUUCUUGGCUUUAUCUGGACGAAGAAGACUCCUCAUUACAGUGUAGAUAAGGCUAUUUUGUUGAGGAUAACUGCAAGGCUAUCAACUAACCCCACGGGGCUAGCUAAGCUACCCUAUUAUACACUCACUAGAUAGAUAGUUAUCACUUACUCUCCUAGUUAUACAAUAUACUACUACCAUGCCUAUA